AUGCCAACCACACAAAGAAGCCAUGUCGGCCAACCAAUCAUCCUCGACCCCAAAGCUUACAAUGUUGUCUGGAUCGCUCCACUCAGGAUUGAAGCUAAGGCUGCUAUGUACUUGCUCGACGAACAGCACCACGGCCGGUUUCCUGUCAGCCAUGGCGAUGACUAUGUGUUUCAAGCGGGCGCCAUGGGCGGUCAUAAGAUCGUUAUCGUGACUCUACCGGCAGGCCAGGAGUACGGCACAGCCUCUGCGGCUGCUCUCGCAGGUCAGGUGAAAAAGUUCUUCCCCAACCUCUGGUUCGGCCUCCUCGUCGGCAUGGCAGCAGGGCUUCCCAACCUUUCAUGUGUUCCAGCGCGCGAUAUUCGACUAGGUGACGUGCUUAUAGCCCUUCCUGUUGGCGAGAGUCCUGGAAUAAUCCCGUAUGAGCUCGGAAAAGAGACGGAAGACGGAUUCCAACUGCUCCGACGUGGUUAUAGCCUCGCCAUGACUGAAACAAUCGUUAGAUCGGCCAUUGGUAGCAUCAAACUCGAGGCGCCCAACGACGCCGAACUAUUCUUGCCAUAUUACGAGAAGAUACGCAAUUGCGAACAUGGAACCGGCACAUUCGAAGAUCCAGGACAAGACAGCGACGUUUUGUUCCAAAUGAACGACUAUGGAGAAGAGGAAAUCGUCCAGCGUCGUCGACGAUCAAAGUCAGAUUAUCAACGCGUUCGAGCGUGGUAUGGCUCAAUUGGAUCAGGAGAUAAGCUGAUGAGAAACGCGGAAAAGCGAAAUGCUUGGAGGGACAAAUAUGGUAUCAUUGGUUUGGAAAUGGAAGCGGCGGGAAUUAUGAACCGAAUUCCAGUCGGCGUCAUCCGAGGGGUAUGCAAUUACGGCGAUCGACACAAGAACAAAGAAUGGCAGCCGUUUGCGGCAGCGAUGGCGGCUUCGUAUGCUAGAGCGUUGCUUGAUGAGAUACCCCCAAGUGAAGACAUAACUAAAGACAAGUUCUUCGGCCUACAUCAAAGUCAUAAAGUGGCACUGACAGGGCUUGGUGGGGUUGGCAAGACUCAAAUCGCUCUCAGCUUUGCCUAUGAAAUGAAGGAAAAGCGACCGGAAUAUUCGAUUUUCUGGGUGCCGGUCUUGAGUUAUGAGGCUGCAGAACACGCAUAUGCUGAUAUCGCAAAGAAGCUCCGGCUGCGAGAGAGCAGCGAGGACAAGGAUGCAAAGGACCUUGUCUAUCAGUACCUCAGCUCGGAAGAAGCUGGCAAAUGGCUCUUGAUUGUUGAUAAUGUCGAUGACCAGGAGCUUAUUACUGGAUCUCACAAGAGGUCAGGUCUGGAACAUUACUUGCCUUACAGCGAGAAUGGUAUUAUCUUGAUGACGACAAGGUCUGGGCAUGUUGCUGGGGAUUUUGCACAAUCCGAUAUUAUCGAUAUUAAGCAGAUGGAUAUGGAAGAAGCGAAGAUACUGUUGGAAAAGUCUAUGAUCCAAAAGCAGCUGCUUCAAGAUGAACUAGCGGUUGUUGAGCUGCUCACCCAUCUUACCUUUCUCCCGCUAGCUAUUACGCAGGCUGCCUCUUACCUUAAUCAGACCAAAGCCCCCGUACGGACAUAUUUAGGUCUCCUAGCAAACGCUGAGGACAGCGGUAUGAAAGUUCUUAAUAGGGAGUUCAGAGAUAAUACCCGAUACAGGGACUCUCGGAACGCUGUGGGAACAACAUGGAUUGCGUCUUUCCUCCAGAUUCAAAAGUCGAACAAACUUGCCGCUGAUUUGUUGUCAUUCAUGUCAUGCAUAGAGCCAAAGGCCAUUCAGCAGUCGGUGUUACCGGAUGUGGAGCAUGAUGAGUUGGAAUGGGCUAUUGGCACGCUUUGCAGCUACUCAUUUCUAAUUCGAAGAAGAGAAAACAAUGUAUUCGACAUGCACAGUCUUGUACACACGGUAGCACGAGAUUGGUUUGAGAAGCAGGGCUGGGAGAGAAAAGUGUCAAACGACGUGAAACGCCCUUCACAACAGCAAAGGUCCCCACAGAAGGCGAUGUAUGAAUCGGGAACGCUAAAAAGGAGGAUUUACCACACGUGA
Fusarium poae is the source of this 2058-nucleotide messenger RNA. RefSeq lists its product as uncharacterized. Gene Ontology annotation, biological process: nucleoside metabolic process. Bases 1 to 2058 code for a protein of 685 amino acids. NCBI's taxonomy places the organism in Eukaryota, Fungi, Ascomycota, Sordariomycetes, Hypocreales, Nectriaceae. The record is from RefSeq and is a predicted model, not a curated record. The transcript is spliced from 2 exons. Gene Ontology annotation, molecular function: catalytic activity; ADP binding.